Molecule: messenger RNA, 1142 nt
Organism: Cicer arietinum (chickpea)
Lineage: Eukaryota; Viridiplantae; Streptophyta; Magnoliopsida; Fabales; Fabaceae
Product: protein OXIDATIVE STRESS 3 LIKE 1
Source: RefSeq, a predicted model, not a curated record
ACAAAGGAAGUCCACAACGUUUUUUUGUCUCUCUGCCCGUUUCUUCUACCAAGUCUCUCUUAUUCUUUAUCACUUUCUUUAUAAAUUAGGCUUAGAUUUUUUGUUUGACAUAAAUUUAUGGGAGUUGGUCUGAAUGGUGGUUCCGUUCAACAUUUGUUUAAGAUGAGGACGAAAGAAGAAGAAGAAGAAGCAUUGGCGUUGUUAGAGGGUAAAGAUGAGAUUGAGCAGUGUCCAUCUUCGACAACAUCAUCCAUCGGGAAAGACAGCGAUGUUUCAUGGGAUACAAAGUUGGAGGACAUAGAGAAUGAGAGUGAGGCUCAGAGUGCUUAUAAAUAUGAUGAACCAUUGGACAUGAUGGACUCCCUCCAACAUGUUCUACCCAUCAGGAAGGGCAUCUCAAUGUUCUAUGAUGGCAAGUCAAAAUCCUUUACUAGUUUAGCAGAUGCUGCUUCUUCACCAUCCGUCAAAGACAUUGCAAAACAAGAGGACGCUUACACUAGAAGGCGUAGAAAUUUUAUGACCUUUCAUUAUGUUUGGGAAAAGAAUAGAAAUUUCCCUUUAGGAAGUAACAAUGGUGGAAUUUGUAAGAGAGCAAUAAGCUUGAAUCAAAGCGCAUUUGCUAUCAACUAUGACAGUAAUAGUUGUACGAGCGAGGAAUCGACUUCGAGUGCAAAUCCAAGGUCUCCUCCACCUCUUCGACCAAUCUUUCCGCAAAAUGAAGUUUCUAGUGCAAGUUCCAGUCCAAGCUAUCCUAUUCAACAUAAUUUCUCAGCCUGGCAAUCAUUCUCCCUGGCCGAUCUUCCACAGUGAGCUAUAAUUAGAAUGAAUUCCUCGUUGGGAAAUUUAUCACAAUGAAACCAUAAAUAACUCAACUAUGACUAUAUUUCAAUAACUUUGCUCGCAUUCUAUUUAUCUCUAAGUGAGCAGGUAAUUGCGGAAGAAAUCAAUGAUAGAUUUAUAAAUAUUUUCUUUUAGGUAACUGGCAUAGCCAAUAGGAUAUGGCAGGCCAUAUAAUCACUAACUCUAUAAGCACUAGUGUUAAAUGUCAUUGUAAUCAUCUGCAGAACCUAAUUCGUGAAAUUAAUUCAACAUUUGAGUAGCUCACAAAUUUCUUUAAAAAUUCGAUAAUUGUAUCGAGGCAA